Molecule: messenger RNA, 942 nt
Organism: Lodderomyces margitis
Lineage: Eukaryota; Fungi; Ascomycota; Pichiomycetes; Serinales; Debaryomycetaceae
Product: Signal recognition particle receptor subunit beta
Exons: 1
Coding region: 1-942 (313 amino acids)
Source: RefSeq, a predicted model, not a curated record
AUGGAUAAAGUACUUAUCAUAUUACUAUCCAUAUUAAUUGGAUUCUUAAUCCUAUUAGUCCAAUUCUUUCUUCAAUCGGGUGGAUUAAAAACCAUAAAAAUCUCCAACAAGUCACCUUACUUUAAACCAAGCUUUAUCAUAUGUGGAGCCAACAAUAGUGGGAAAACUGCCCUUUUCUAUCGUCUUAGCACCCACACCUUGGAGGAUGAGAAGAAGAAGGAGAAGGAUGGUCGAAUCACAACUACGGUUUCAUCAAUUGAACCUAAUUUUGGUGAAAUCAAAUUACCAAUCACUACACCAAGUAUAGGCAAGAAUUAUCAGUUGGUUGAUUACCCGGGACAUUUAAAAUACUGGAACUUAUUUACCAAAUUGAUUAAAAAUGAUAUAACUUUAUCUAACAUUAAAGGGGUUGUUGUUGUUAUUGAUUCAAGUAGCGCCACCUGGACCAAGGUUGGCAACAACAACAAUGCAGCUGGCGCCGGAGCUGGUACUAAUGAAGUUGAGAAAAUUACCAAAUUCUUGUACAAUUUAUUAGCCAUAACUGAACGCAAGCAUAAUGGAAUUGAUUUCUUAUUUGCCGUCAACAAAUCCGAUUUGUUUGAUUCGUUACCAAUACACAAGAUAAGAACCAUUUUGGAACUGGAGAUUGAUAAAUUAAUUCAUAACGAAAUCAACAAUGUUGAUAAGACUUCGGGUAUUGAUGUGAUUGAAGACAUUGAUGGAAACGGCGAUAAUGAAAAUGGAGAAGGUGGUGGUAGUGGUACUGAUGGUGGAUAUAGGGAGAAUUUACGAGAGUUUUGGUUGAGUAUUAUUGGCUCUAAUGAGGGGCAAUUUACGUUUGAUAAAUUGGAAGGGAAUAUGGAUUUUAUGAGUGGUAGUGUGUUGAAGAAUAAGAUUGAUAAAUGGGAGUGUUGGUUUGAUGAAAAAGUGGUUAAUACAUGA